Molecule: messenger RNA, 2861 nt
Organism: Hypomesus transpacificus
Lineage: Eukaryota; Metazoa; Chordata; Actinopteri; Osmeriformes; Osmeridae
Gene: galnt9
Product: polypeptide N-acetylgalactosaminyltransferase 9
Exons: 11
Coding region: 684-2498 (604 amino acids)
Cellular component (GO): Golgi apparatus
Source: RefSeq, a predicted model, not a curated record
GCUCACCAUGCAGAGAGCGCAAGCAUCCGGAACAUUUAACAGCAUUUGAGGACAAAACCCGCGUGAACUUCUAUCUAUUGGCACCUGCAUUUUUGUAUACGACCAAUGGCGGAAUGAUAAGAGAAACUGUUCUAAUAGUUUAGUAAUAUUCGGAUGUAUUUCUUCAAAGGACGAAUCCUAUGACCACAACGCCUUUGAGAAAUGUCAAAGCAGUGAUAGACGAUGCUUCUCAAAUACGGGAUAGUGCAGUGCUAUGUAGGAUGGAGCAAGACCAGGACUAGGGUUUGACCAAUUUUCACAUCGCCGAAUAGAUGUUUGGCAAAAACCAAGACAGAGGGUGUCUGCCGUUGUUUAUCGGUAGUGGUAACGACUGUGUUCCUACAUUUACGCUUUACAGCAGUGCGUAGCCUUUAAGCAUACGGCGUUGCUGAUGAUCGCCAAGAUACUAAGCAUCCUCCUUCAACAUCUUCGCCAACCUUGUACUUUUUCAUCCAAUGCCCAGUGAGAACUACCGCAAAUCUGCAAUCUUGUGUCCGUGGUGCUGAAAGGAUAGCUCCUGGUGUCGUCCAUUCCUUCCAAAGUUGACCCAACGAGAACGAGUGCUUUUAAUUUUCUAAGAGGCAUUGCUGAAAAUGGAUUAUUAUCUGGUUUGACGGCGUCAAUCCAGUUAUCUCUUUGGUUUCAUGGCUGUGGCACGUAAAAUAAAAACUUUGCUUACGGUUAAUAUAUUAGUUUUUGUAGGAAUUAUACUAUUCUCCGUGUACUGCAGAAUUCAGGACCGCUCUGAAGAACUUAUACCGAUCGGGCGAAUUUCAGAUCAGAGACUGCGAGCCAGGAAUGGCAAAGUUUCUAACUUGGUGGACCGACAGUUCAUACUCCAGAGGCUUGAACGCCUGGAAGACGUUGUCUACAAUCAAUUGAAUGGCCUAGCUAAGCCCAUCGGGCUGGUGGAGGGCCCUGGGGGCCUGGGCCAGGGGGGAGCAGCGGCUACUCUGGGGAUGGACAGCCAUGACAAAGAAGAGAGGUAUGAGGAGUAUGGCUACAACGCCCACCUCAGCGACCGCAUCUCCCUCGACCGAAGAAUCCCAGACUACAGGCCCAAAAAAUGCAAACAGUUGACCUAUCAAGAGGACCUCCCUCAGAUUGCGGUUGUGUUCAUCUUCGUGAACGAGGCUCUCUCGGUCAUCCUGCGGUCGGUGCACAGCGUGGUCAACCGCACCCCAGCCCACCUCCUCAAGGAAAUCAUCCUGGUAGAUGACAACAGUGACAAUGUUGAUCUGAAGUUCAACCUAGAACAGUAUGUGAACAAGCGCUACCCAGGCCUGGUAAAGAUUGUGCGGAACAGUAAGAGAGAGGGCCUCAUCAGAGCCAGGAUCCACGGCUGGAACGCGGCCACGGCGGCAGUUGUGGGGUUUUUCGACGCUCAUGUGGAGUUCAACACUGCCUGGGCCGAGCCCGUUCUGAGCAGAAUAAAGGACGACCACCGACGGAUCAUUCUCCCGACCAUCGACAACAUCAAGUACAACACGUUUGAGGUGCAGCAGUACGCCAACAGUGCUCACGGCUACAACUGGGGCCUCUGGUGCAUGUACAUCCGCCCCCCGCAGGAGUGGCUGGACAAGGGAGACGAGACGGCACCCAUCAGAACGCCCGCCAUGAUUGGCUGCUCCUUUGUGGUGGACAGGGAAUACUUCGGAGAGAUUGGCUUGCUUGAUCCUGGGAUGGAAGUCUAUGGGGCAGAGAACAUCGAACUGGGCAUGCGGGUGUGGCAGUGUGGAGGCAGCAUGGAGGUGCUGUCCUGCUCCAGAGUGGCCCACAUCGAACGCAUCAAGAAGCCCUACAACAACGACAUCGACUACUACGCCAAGAGGAACGCCCUGAGGGCGGCUGAGGUCUGGAUGGACGACUACAAGUCCCACGUGUACAUGGCCUGGAACAUCCCCAUGAACAACCCUGGCGUCGACUUUGGAGACGUUUCGGAACGCGUGGCCCUGAGAAAGAGACUGCAGUGUCGAAGCUUCCGCUGGUACCUGGAGCAGGUGUACCCAGAGAUGCGCAGCUACAAUGACACCAUCACCUAUGGAGAGGUUAGAAACAGCAAAGCCAGUGGAUACUGCCUGGACCAAGGCUCCGAGGACGAUGACAAAGCCAUCCUCUACCCCUGUCACGGGAUGUCACCACAGCUUGCUCGUUACUCCACAGAAGGUCUCCUGCAGUUAGGAGCCUUGGGAUCCACCACCAACAUGCCUGACACCAAAUGUAUAAUAGAUGACGGCAAAGAACGCACUCCCCUCUUGAACAAAUGUGACAGUGUUUCGCGCAUUUCCCAGAGAUUGUGGGACUUCACACAGAACGGUCCAAUCAUUAGUCGCGACACUGGCCGAUGCCUAGAGGUAGAGAUGUCCAAAGAUGCCAACUUUGGCCUUCGACUGGUGGUUCAAAGGUGCUCUGGACAAAAAUGGACAAUUCGAAACUGGAUAAAACAUCCAAAGCAUUAAAUGACAAACGGGAUCUUGUAAAGAGACUCCACUUCGGACUCAGGUUGUAAAAACCGUGGACAGUCGGGACGGAGGCUUCCCAUAAGCGCUGAAGGACCUGAAUUGAGAGGAUAGUGUGCUGACUCAGCCAUGGACCACAUGUACUAACUCCUUCCUGAGGGCAAGGAACUGUCAUCUGCUGGAUCUUAAGAAGAAUCUGAUCAAUACCUGUGUUCAUCUGCACCUGGGGCCACACUACAGAAACCAGACUGGAAAGCUAGUUGAUUUGAAACCCUCUAUAUUUCUAAUGUCUACCUACAUGUCUUUAAAAAAAGAAUAAGGGUUAACUGGAAUGCAGUUAACCCAGAAGGUUAAAGGUUUAAA